This is a messenger RNA of Ramularia collo-cygni, 1641 nucleotides long. RefSeq names its product related to 1,3-beta-glucan synthase. Gene Ontology annotation, biological process: regulation of fungal-type cell wall biogenesis. NCBI's taxonomy places the organism in Eukaryota, Fungi, Ascomycota, Dothideomycetes, Mycosphaerellales, Mycosphaerellaceae. The coding region runs from base 1 to 1641 and encodes 546 amino acids. The transcript has 2 exons. The record is from RefSeq and is a predicted model, not a curated record. Gene Ontology annotation, cellular component: mating projection tip.
AUGGCGUCCGCGAUAACCGCGCAAUGGCGCUCCUUCUGGCACACCAUGACCUCGAACGACCGACAUGCGGGUCCAGACUCGCCGUACCGAAGCAGCCAGCAUCAGCCGCUGUCCCAAUCGCGCUCCGGACCCAGCGCGUCGUCUGGCAACCUCAACGCCGCACUCGAUUCGCGCCAGGACCUUGAUCUGGAGUCCGGCGGGGGAUUCGUCAGUCAUGGAACUUCUGCGAACGGGACUUCGAGUCCAGGAUACCAGUCUCCGCACCGCCGCAGUCUACAAAGCAAUAGCGGCGGGAAGUCGGAGAUGCAAAGUAUCGGGGUUGGCGAAAUUCAAAUGCAGAGCUUCGACGACGGUCUACCUCCGCCGCCGCCUGUCCGACACUCAUGGAAACGUAUCGACCGCUGGCUAGAGGACAACUACGAAGAGGUGUGGGAGAAUCUGGGCGAGGCCGCUACGCACAACGACGUCAACGAGCUGGAACAUGAGCUGGACUGCACUUUACCCAUCGAGGUACGCGAGUCGUUGCAGAUCCACGACGGUCAGGAGCGCGGUGGGCAACCCACAGGAGUUAUUUUUGGGUGCAUGUUGCUGGACUGCGAGGAGAUCAUGCAGGAAUGGCAGCAGUGGCGAACCGUCAACGAGCAAUACCUGACCGAGUCGCGCACCUUUGAGAUCCCUCAGGCGCCACUGAAGGCAUUUGCUGGCUCUUCUUCUUCUGCCGUUCCCGUUGCACAGGCUCAACCCAACAGCAAUUCCAACCCGCAAUGGCGCGCCGAGCUGCUCGACAAGCAGGACUCACAACCUCCCAACGCCAUUCAAAAGGCAUACGCACAUCCAGCCUGGAUUCCUCUCGCACGCGAUUGGGGCGGCAACAACAUUGCUAUUGAUCUCGCACCUGGACCUGCUGGAAAGUGGGGUCAGGUCAUCCUCAUGGGCCGCGACUACGACUGCAAAUAUGUGAUCUCGCGGUCAUGGUCGGCUUUCCUCGCCACACUCGCCGACGACAUGAGCACAGACAAGUGGUGGAUCGACGAAGACACCAAGGAGUUGAAGCUACGCGAGUUCAAGCAGCCAGGCGUGGAACCCGCAUACAUUGACAUCCUCCGCUGGCGAGCUGACCAGAAGUAUGGUCGGCGGAAGCCGCAAAAGCGUCCUCUACGUGUCAACAGCAACGUCUCACCUGCACAGAAUGGAUUCUCUCCGUACGGAUCUCCCACCCGUGAAGAUCGAGGUCGAUCACCGCAUCGCUUCGCGAACGGCAAGGCGCCUGCUCAUCRCAACUCAAGUCCACGAGGCCUCGUUGGCAGUCCGCUGGCGCGUGUCACGGAGGAAGCCUCGCCUGUGCAACCGCUCUCGGUCGACACAUCAUACGAACUUUCGCGAACGACAAGUGAAAAGCUCAUUUCUGGAAUCGACACGCCUGCGUCUGCGUCUGCGUCGAAGGGUGAGAAGCUCGUUCCCGGAAUCGACACUCCAAAUCCAAACGACUAUGAGGACCGCAGAGAAAGCGGCUCGGGCUUGCCAAAGAGUCGGCUGGGAAACAAAGUUCUCAGCAGCAGCGAUGAGGAGGGCUCGCCCGUGAGGGAUGUAAAGGGAGGAGCUUCGGUUGACGACGAUGACAUGAAGGAGGUGAAGAUCUGA